Mercenaria mercenaria is the source of this 3628-nucleotide messenger RNA. RefSeq names its product leucine-rich repeat-containing protein 45-like. Gene Ontology annotation, molecular function: protein binding. The coding region runs from base 172 to 2193 and encodes 673 amino acids. The transcript is spliced from 18 exons. The record is from RefSeq and is a predicted model, not a curated record. Gene Ontology annotation, cellular component: centrosome. Lineage: Eukaryota; Metazoa; Mollusca; Bivalvia; Venerida; Veneridae.
UUAAAGCUAAUUUUCAACUGAAUUUGCGAGCGUUUAACGAUGCAGAUUAAUUCGUAAAUCAAUGGUGGACAGAAAGCGGAAAUUCAUAGGAAUUGAACAGAAAUACUUUGAUUUUGGAUCGCAGAAAGUAGAAUCUGUUUGACAAUUCUUCAAAUUUCCUGAAAACGGAAAAUGGUAGAAGAGUUCAAGCACGGGUUUUUAAGAUUGUGCAAAGAACAUGGCCUUGAAGCUCAAGAUUGUGUGGUUAAUUUGCUUAAAAGCUUGGAACAUUCAUCUAAGAAGGAGCGGUUGGUGAUGAACCUUUCCACCAAUAGUUUGACCAGUAAAACAUGUGCUGUGCUAGGGAAGAUUAUUGCUGCAGAUCAUACAUUUGUGGAAUACAAGUUUGCUGACUGCAUGCUUAGUGAAGAUGCUGUCAAAGGUUUAUCUCAUGGAUUUUCCAGGAAUACUUAUGUCAGAAAAGUGGAUUUGAAGGGUAACAACAUACGAGGUCCAGCUGCUGAAGCACUUGGCAAAAUGUUGAGACACAAUAAAAGUAUAGUAAGUAUAUGUCUGGAAUGGAAUGCUCUUGGAAUGUUGGACAAUGCUUUCACUAUAUUCUGUGAGGGUGUGGCAGCCAAUAACACGCUUCAGGCAUUAGAUCUUCGAAAUAACCAGAUCAGUCACGACUCUGCAGCAGAAUUGUGUAGAGCCCUUAAAGGGAACAGCAGCAUUAAAUCAUUAGAUUUACGAUGGAACAAUGUUGGACUGUUAGGAGGAAGGGCCAUCAUAGAAAUGUUACAGACCAAUAAAGUACUGACACGAAUAGAGUUGGCUGGAAAUAAUAUUCCUGCUGAUAUUCUAAAAUCUAUAGAAACAGCAUUAAGUCAGAACCAGGACCGUGCAUUGAUCACAGAUGAACAUCAUAAGAAAACUUCUAUGCUGACAAAACAUCUUCAACAUCUAGAGACAGAAAAACUUACACAGAUGGAUGAACUGAUGGGAACUAUAGACAAACAAGAGGAGUUGUUACGAGAUUCUAAAAGGUCAUCCAACUCAAAAAUCAGCCAGUUACAAGUUGCAUUAGGUGAAAGAAAAGCAGCAUUCAACUCACUAGCUUCCAAACUUGCCAUGACAGAGUCAGAACUAGCUCUAGCAGAACAGAAGUGUAAUGACUACAGUGUCAUCAUAAAUAGACUAAAACAGGAACUGUCUGACUCUUCCACUGUACAUCAGAGUGACAUACGUAGGGAAAGGGAGGAUAGAUCUAAUACAGAAAUGAAAUUACUGAGGGAACUGUCAGAAGCAAAUGAAAGAAAUAUUGGCUUUGAAACCAAGGUAGAAGAUUUAGAGAGGAAGAGUCGGCAGCAGACGGAACAGAUUUUUGGUUUCAGGGAGCAGAUAACUUCACUGCAAGCUGAAAUCAAGAUGAAAGGUUCACAGUAUGAAGAAAGAUUACAGAGUGAAAGAAGUAGAAACAAAGACUCCUUACAUGAAGCGGAAACAAUAAGACAGAAAGAAAUACAGAGGAUCAAACACGAGUCAGAGGAGACAGAGAAAACACUAAGGGAGAGAAUUCAGCGACUCGAGAUGAACAGGUUACAGCUUGAGGAAGAAAUGAGUCAGUUAAAGACAGCCAACAUGACUGAUAAACUACAGGCAGAGGAAAAUAUCAAUAUUGCUAAACAGAAAGUGAAAUAUGAAGAGGAUGCACGAAUGAAACAGUUAGAAGAAAAGUUACGAGUUUUACAGAUCUCAAAAGAUGAGUUACAGAGUCAUCAUAAUCAGCAGCAAACACUUAUAUCAGAAUUAACUUCCAAAAACAGCUCUCUAACAUUAGAGGUAGAGAGUUACAAAAGGAGGAUAGACGAGCUUAGUGAAGAGGUGAAUAACAAGAAUGUAUAUACUAUGCAAGAAGUUGGUAAAGUGAAAAUAGAAAUGCAAGGUAAUUUAACCAAACUGGAGAAUGAAAGAUCCAUACAGAAAGAACUAAGGGAAAAAUUAGCAGAUGCAGACACUAAAUUGUCUGAACAAAUGAUGAAGCACAGAGAGACACUAGACAGCAAAGAACGUGAGAUCAUGCAGUUACAAGAAAGGUUGCGUGCACGGGAAAGUGAAUUAUCACGUGCGAGGGAGGAAGAAAUGCAGAGGGCACAAAUUUUACAAUCUGCUGUGAUGAACUAUGUUAGCAAAGUGCCGUCUAGUCCAAGAUAACAGCUCUAAUACCUGUGAAAAUAUUCCUCCAAUUUUAGCCAAAUAUUCACUGUUUGAAAUAAUUUACAUAUAUGUUCAUGAAUAGUACAUAUUAGACAUGAGAAUUUCCAAAGUAUGAUGAAAUACGAAUACUGCAUUUGAAUUAUAAUUGAAUCUCCAAAAGUAACUGGCCGUAUGAGUCAAGGAAUUUUUUUUUAAAUGUUGUGUCUGAAAGUAUUGAGGCCUGAAUAUUUUCAAUCUUUUAUAGGGACCUACAUCUAGAUUAACAUCGGACAAUUAUAAUUUUCUAAACUUAGGAAAAUAGCGCAAAGAAUGUCAAAUCACAAAGCUGAUAAUUUAGGAGUAUGCUAUAGCAUUCAGCCAGAUUCCUGCCAUAACUUAUCAACUUUUAGUGCAUGAUUAAAGCCUUUGGGAUUUUUUUUUUUUCUAAAAAAAAAAUAGACUACUGUAUAUUUACAUAAAACAAAUGAUGGUUAGACCUUGCUUGGUCUCCCUGCUUUUACUUUUUAUUUACUAUUACUAAAACAUGAAAGUACUUUCAAAAUGUUAGGAAUAAGUAACAAGUACAAGUCAGGUAUGCCCUUUUGUGGUGAAAUGUUGAAAAAGACAUAAUCUCCAAAAAAGGAAAUUAAAAAAAGAAUAUGCUAACACUGAAGAAAAGAAUUGAAGAACAUUUUGUACUUAAAAUGUUUUUGAUGCCUUAAUUAUUACGCAAAGUGAGGUAUGUUAUUCAAGUUUUUAUUUAUGUUUUAAUGAAUGCAAAUAAUAAACAGAAACUCUGUCAUGUAAAAUGUCAUUUUACCUUAUUUUCUGAAUAAUUAUAAGUUUCACAUCCUUUCAAUAUUUGUUAUAGUAACUACACACAAUUUACAUGUUGUCUGUCUCAUUAUGGUCAAACCUGUCUGUAAAGACCAUGGUUGUGAAGUGAAAAUAAGAAGUUAGUUAUAAUAAAGCAGUUAGUUCCUCUAAGCAGGGAAAAUUGAACUGCUUUAGGAUAAACACGGAUAGAAAAUACAGUUGAACUUUGUUCACUCAAACUCUGACAAUUCUAACACCAACCUUCACUUGAACUCGUCGUCGGGUUUCAGCAAAAUCCCGGUACGAUGUAUAAUUUUUGAUGGCUCAAAUUAUCGAUAACUUGAACAAAUUUUACCUGUCCUGUCAAGUUUGAGUGUACUGAAUUUUCAAGGGAGGUAAUAUAGCUAUGGUUUGUAAUAAAAGGUGAUCUUUAGUGCAGGUUUGAACAUGUUUAUGUUAAAUUUAUUGUUAUAUAUUGUCUGUGAUAUAGAAAGCAUUGAUUCAUAUAUAGUGUCCAUUUCAUUUUUUGUGCUUUUUGUUUUAUUAAACACUUUUGUUUUAGUCUGAUUUACAAAACAUAUCAAUAAAUAGAAAUGUUAACAGUAUAUAUUUGUAAUAAAAUGCGAUUUGAAGACUU